AUGGCGCACAAAAUUGCAGACAAAAAGGCCUUUUUCGGACAGCUCGAGGACCUGGAUCGGCUUUCUGAUGACUUGGAGGAUGAGGCGAUGGAUGAUUUCUGUCGAGUUGUCGUUCUUUCGAGAAAAGAAAAUGAACCCUUGCCUUCAGCUGCCUUGAGCCCUAUAUCAAAUACCGAGCCUGUUACGACUGAAAGCGCAAAAACCGGCAUGACGACCAUUAAGCGAAAGCCGACGUGCUCUUUUAAAGUGAUCCCUGAACAACAGCAGUUCUUCAAGGGUCUAGUUUUUUACUUCUUCCCGAACAAUGACGUUUCACCUCUACGACGUCUACGUAUUCAGCGAGCGCAAGAAUACGGUGCUCUUUGGGCAAAGGCUUGGGGGGAUAACGUCACGCAUGUUAUAGUUGAUAAGGGGUUGACCUUCCCAGAUGUCUUGAAACAUCUUAAGCUUGAGUCUUGUCCGGUGCGAUUUCGCGUUAGUGGGAUGCCUGUGCCCUCCGAAUCAAAAGAGCCUGCCCCUCCAAGUGAGCUUCUGGAUGGCUCAUUGCCAUUGAAACCAGCUCGGAGACAGCAGCAACAUACCCCAACAUUCUCCGAGAACACUCAAACUUUAAGUGGACCGGUCCAAAUUACUAGCGAACCAGCAGAUGAACCUUAUGAACCUUAUGAACCACCAGUUCAUAAAGCCCAUCCUAUUCGGCAGCGUGAUGCUUUGGAAGAAAUGAUUAACGAGACUAUAGCCGUGAAAGACUUGCCUUUAGAGCCUCUAGAUGCCCACGAAGAUGAAAUGGUUGUCGAAAAAUCUGAUGAAGAGGCUGAAACGUCGGAUCCUGGACCAAUUGUGCGGAAGAGAGGGAGAUCAGUGAACAAUAAUCAACAAGCCACGGGUAAAUGGCAGCAGAAGUUUGCCUGCAUGCAGAAACAUGGUCUAAAGUCAAAUUCGGAAGGGCCAAAUACUAGAACUAUCGAGGUUCUUCAGCAGAUGCUGGACUACUAUACCAGGACUGACGACCAUUGGCGUGUGAUUGCCUACCGCAAAGCAAUCAGUGCCCUUAGCAGACAGCCCAGGAAGAUUGUGAGUCGAGCGCAAGCCAUCUCCAUCGCCGGAGUCGGCCCCCGGUUGGCGGACAAGAUUGAGGAGAUUGUGUUUACGAAUCGACUCCGACGUCUGGAGAACACGAACACUACCUCCGAGGAUCUCAUACUGCAGAAAUUCCUCGGUAUCUACGGGGUUGGGAUUUCGCAAGCUUCGAGAUGGGUUGCUCAGGGCUAUAAGUCACUUAAGGACCUGAAAAUGAAGGCCAAGCUGACUCCAGCGCAACGGGUCGGGGUCGAUCACUACCAGGACUUUUCGCAGCGGAUUCGACGCAGCGAGGUCGAGGCGCAUGGGGAUAUCGUCCGAAAGGCCGUACAAACGGCCCAUCCGGGCAUGCAAGUCAUCAUCAGUGGCUCGUAUCGACGUGGGGCGGCUGACUCGGGAGACAUCGACCUGCUCAUCACCAAGUCUGACACAUCCAUCGAGCAGAUCCGGACGACGAUGAUGGAUGUCGUGGUGCCCCAGCUGUUUCGUCAGGGAUUUCUCCAGGUUAGCCUGGCUAGCACGUCGCGAGGAGAUGGAUCGAAGUGGCACGGGGCAAGCAAGCUGCCAGACAGCCCUGUCUGGCGGCGAAUCGAUCUCCUCUUUGUGCCGGGAUCGGAGAUUGGAGCUGCAUUGAUAUACUUCACGGGGAAUGACAUUUUCAACCGGAGCAUGAGGCUUCUGGCCCGAAAGAGGGGUAUGCGGUUGAACCAGCGGGGGCUGUAUGCGGACGUCCUACGUGGGUCAGGACAGGUGAAACUGACCAUGGGUCACCUCCUCGAGGGUCGCGAUGAGCGACGCAUCUUUGAAAUAUUGGGGGUUCCAUGGUGGCCUCCUGAGCAUCGCAUAUGCUGA
This is a messenger RNA of Aspergillus tanneri, 1932 nucleotides long. RefSeq names its product DNA-directed DNA polymerase IV. The record is from RefSeq and is a predicted model, not a curated record. NCBI's taxonomy places the organism in Eukaryota, Fungi, Ascomycota, Eurotiomycetes, Eurotiales, Aspergillaceae. Gene Ontology annotation, biological process: double-strand break repair via nonhomologous end joining. Gene Ontology annotation, molecular function: DNA-directed DNA polymerase activity; DNA binding. Gene Ontology annotation, cellular component: nucleus. The transcript is spliced from 5 exons. The coding region runs from base 1 to 1932 and encodes 643 amino acids.